Molecule: messenger RNA, 3253 nt
Organism: Vanrija pseudolonga
Lineage: Eukaryota; Fungi; Basidiomycota; Tremellomycetes; Trichosporonales; Trichosporonaceae
Gene: KRE33
Product: RNA cytidine acetyltransferase
Exons: 7
Coding region: 28-3174 (1048 amino acids)
Biological process (GO): rRNA acetylation involved in maturation of SSU-rRNA
Cellular component (GO): nucleolus; 90S preribosome
Molecular function (GO): 18S rRNA cytidine N-acetyltransferase activity; tRNA binding; ATP binding
Source: RefSeq, a predicted model, not a curated record
AUCUCACAAAGGUGCUAGCUACCCACGAUGAGGAAGCAGCUCGACCCGCGCAUCCCCGCGCUCAUCAACAAUGGCGUCCGGUCCAACCACCGCUCGUUCUUCGUGCUCGUCGGCGACCGCGGCCGUGACCAGGUGGUGAACUUGCACUUCCUCCUGUCCCAGGCCCGCGUGUCGUCGCGCCCCAACGUCCUUUGGUGCUACAAGAAGGAGCUGGGCUUCACUACCCACCGUAAGAAGCGCGAGGCCAAGAUCAAGCGCGAUAUCAAGCGCGGUAUCCGCGAGGCCAACGACCAGGACCCCUUCGAGCUCUUCAUCACUGUCACUGACAUCCGCUAUGCCUACUACAAGGACUCGGCCAAGAUCCUCGGUCAGACCUUUGGCAUGCUCGUGCUCCAGGACUACGAGGCCAUCACACCGAACCUGUUGGCGAGGACCAUCGAGACGGUCGAGGGUGGUGGUAUUGUCGUCCUCCUCCUCAAGACCAUGUCGAGCUUGAAGCAGCUGUACUCGAUGGCCAUGGAUGUCCACAACCGUUUCCGCACCGACGCGCACCAGUUCGUGCAGCCCCGUUUCAACGAGCGUUUCAUCCUCUCGCUCGGAUCAAACCCCGACUGUCUCGUCCUCGAUGACGAACUCAACGUCCUUCCCCUCAGCAAGGGCAAGGACAUUGCCCUUAUCAAGGACUCCGACGACGACCGUGGCCGCAAGCGCAAGGCCGAGGAGCUCAAGGACAUGAAGGAGAGCAUGGACGGUGUCGACAUUGUCGGACCUCUUGCCAAGCUGUCCAAGACUGUUGACCAGGCCAAGGCCCUCCUCACCUUUGUCGACGCCAUCUCCGAGAAGACGCUCUCCUCGACCGUCACCCUGACCGCUGGACGUGGUCGCGGAAAGUCGGCCGCUCUCGGCCUCGCCAUCAGCGCAGCUGUUGCCCACGAUUACUCCAACAUCUUCGUCACCUCGCCUGACCCCGAGAACCUCAAGACCCUGUUCGAGUUCAUCUUCAAGGGCCUCGAUGCCCUCGGUUACGAGGAGCACGUCGACUACGACAUUGUGCAGAGCACAAACCCCGAGUUCAAGAAGGCGAUCGUCCGCGUGAACAUCUUCCGUGGCCACCGUCAGACGAUCCAGUACAUUGCCCCCGAGGACGCUCACGUUCUGGGCCAGGCCGAGCUUGUCAUCAUUGACGAGGCGGCCGCCAUCCCCCUUCCCCUGGUCCGCAAGCUCAUCGGCCCCUACCUCGUCUUUAUGGCGUCCACGAUCAACGGUUACGAGGGUACUGGCCGUUCGCUCUCCAUCAAGCUCAUUCAGCAGCUGCGAGAGCAGACACGGCCGUCGGUCUCCAAGGCGGAGACCUCGGCUGGCCCCAGCGGUUCGUCGAAGCAGGGAGCUGCAGGCAAGGCCGGUGCCGGUUUGGUGCGAUCCCUUCGUGAGAUCAAGCUUGAGGAGCCUAUCCGUUACGCCCCCGGUGACGAGGUCGAGAAGUGGCUCAACCACCUCCUCUGCCUGGACGCCACGGUCGUCUCCAAGGUCACCCAGGGCUGCCCCCACCCAUCGACCUGCGAGCUGUACUACGUCAACCGCGACACGCUGUUCUCGUACCACCCAGCCUCGGAGGUGUUCCUCCAGCGCAUGAUGGGUCUCUACGUUGCCAGCCACUACAAGAACUCGCCCAACGACCUGCAGAUGCUCUCCGAUGCUCCUGCUCACCACCUCUUCGUCCUCCUUCCUCCCUUGAAAGAGGACGACAGCACCCUCCCCGACCCUCUCGUCGUCCUCCAGGUCGCCUUGGAAGGCAACAUCUCGCGCGAGGCGAUCCUCAAGGAGCUCAGCCACUCAGGUACCAAGAGUGCCGGCGACAUGAUCCCUUGGGUCAUCUCGCAGCAGUUCCAGGACAACGACUUUGCAAUGCUCUCCGGUGCCCGUGUCGUUCGCAUCGCCACUCACCCCGACUACGCCAGGAUGGGUUACGGUGCUCGUGCCCUCGAGGCCCUCAACUCGUUCUACAGCGGCGAGCUCACCAACCUCGACGAGGUCACCGAGGAGGCGACCUUCACCGACAAUGCCAAGGCAUCGUCUGGCGGUUCGCUCGCCACGGAGACUAUUGGUGUCCGUGACGUCGCGCGCAUGCCUCCACUUCUCCAGCGCCUCUCGGAGCGCAAGCCUGAGAACCUCGACUACCUUGGUGUUUCGUUCGGUCUUACUCCCGAGCUCCUCCGCUUCUGGAAGAAGGCCGGCUACGUCCCUCUCUACGCAAGCCAGAAGGAGAACGAGCUCACGGGCGAGCACACGUUCGUCAUGCUCCGCUCCCUGCUCAGCAACGUCGCCCAGUCCGAGGGCUGGCUGAGCGCCUUUGCCCAGGACUUCCGCCACCGCUUCAUGAACCUGCUUUCGUACGACUGCUUCAAGAAGUUCCGCUCCGAGACGGCCCUCAGCGUCAUCGACGCGGCCAGCCGCAAGGCCGAGGAGACGAAGACUGUGACUGGCGACGAGCUGAGCGCCCUCAUCUCGCCCUUUGACAUGAAGCGUCUCGACUCGUACGCCGACAGCAUGGUCGACUACCACGUCAUCCUCGACCUGGUGCCCACGCUGGCAGCGCUCUACUUCUCCCGCCGUCUCGGCCCCGAGUUCAGCAUCAGUGCGGCGCAGCAGGCCAUCAUGCUCGCUCUCGGCCUGCAGCGCAAGUCGCUCGAGACGCUCGAGACCGAGCUCGGCGCCCCGGCCCACCAGGUGCUCGCGCUCUUUGGCAAGCUGGUUCGCCGUGCCACCCGGCACCUGGAGGACAUCCAGAAGGCGGCCGUUGGCGCCGACCUGCCGACCGAGGCGCCGACCUCUGGCCCCACGUUCGCGCCCGCUGCCACGACGGUGGAGGAGGACGUCGCCGAGGCCGCGAGUGAGGAGAAGCAGCGCGCCCGCGCGGCCCAGCGCGAGCUCCUGAGCACCCUCGACAUGGCCGAGUUUGCGAUUGACCAGGGCGCCGACUUCUCCCAGGCCGAGAAGCAGGUCGAGGCCAUCGCGUCCGCCGCGCCAGAGAUGCGCUCUAGGCUCUCCACGACUGUCAGCGUCAAGGACGCCGCUGUGGCUCCUGCUGCUGCUCCCGCAAAGAAGGAGAAGCGCAAGGAGAACGGCGAGGGACGGCCGUCCAAGAAGCCCAGGCACUCAAAGGGAAAGAACUAGGCUGCAUUUCAUCCCAUACAACUUCUCACAUCUAUAGCUCAUUGUCUCUCCACCUGUAUGCAUCAUGCAAAGUUUCGUG